Messenger RNA from Pelobates fuscus (common spadefoot toad), 1318 nucleotides. RefSeq names its product phospholipase A2 inhibitor and Ly6/PLAUR domain-containing protein-like. The coding region runs from base 573 to 1226 and encodes 217 amino acids. The record is from RefSeq and is a predicted model, not a curated record. The transcript is spliced from 5 exons. Lineage: Eukaryota; Metazoa; Chordata; Amphibia; Anura; Pelobatidae.
UAGACAGUGAAGCAGCUCCCUACUCAGUCACUUCUGUUUUCUUUUCGGGAACAACUUGUCUUAGAUCACUUACAUGUGGUCUCCACCCCACUUAACAUUCCCAUAUUAGCUUCUACCAUCUCAGUUUGUUCCACCUGCAUGCCAAGGGAUGUGCGUUUACAUGUACAAAGUGACUUUUUUUUUGUAAAGGUAAGACAAGCCAGAAAACCACAACGCACCUGUUUAUAUAAAGUUCAAGUGAAAUGGAGGAGAGAAGCCCUUUCUUCACAGCCCAAGUUAAACCCUAGACAUCUAACUCUGUUGGACUGAUCUUCUGAUUUAGAUUGGAUUUGUUUAAAAGGUUCAAGGCAACCAAAAAAUUGAAAUUGCUUCAAUGCUAUGAUGUGAAGAAGGGGAACCAAGGAAUAUGAAACAUCUGCGUUAUUGUGGGAUCACAAAACGAUACAGCUGAAAGAGAUUGGAAACUGGUGGAGUGGAAACAUUGGGUCUUUAUCUGAAGAAGACAACCUAGGCUUCACUUGGCAGAAAUACACCAAAACCACUCUGUCCCAGCUGCAGGUGAAAGUAGAUUUAUGAAGAGAGCCAUGUUGAUUAUCAUUGUGUGUUCUGCGCUUGUAACAAUAGGUGCAGCAUUGAAGUGUGAGGUUUGCUACUCUCCGAGCUCAAACAGCUGUUCUGGUCACUACGAGACUUGUUCUAGUUCCCAGGACCGAUGUAUGGAAACCUUGACCCAGACCUCUAUGGGAGAUGUGGAGAGUGUGGUGUUUGAAAAAUCAUGUGGGAGCCUCUAUAAAUGCACGCAUCCAGCAAGUAUGACAGCUCCGAACUAUAGGGUGAGCGUGACUACCCUGUGUUGUGACACAGACUACUGCAACAACCGCACAAUGAAUUGGAAAACAGAAAAUUCCACACUGAACGGAAUGAAUUGUCCAUCCUGCUUUUCGAAGAAUUCAGAAACCUGUGAUAAGCUGAUACCUUUGAACUGUACAGGGAAUGAAACCCACUGUAUCCAAUUUACUGCAACCAGACAUCGAGGAUCUCCGGUUACUAUGGCUGGUUGUGCAACAGAAAACAUGAAAAAAUCACAAGGAAAAGCUGCCUUCUGGGGGGAAUCCAUCCAAGUGUCACGUUUUAAAGCUCUCAAUGGAGGGAUGUCAUUGCAGGCUGGCUGUCUGCCAACAAUCUUGGCUAUACUCACAGCUAUGAAGAUACGUUCAACUGAAUAAAAGCACAACACAUAAAUCACAAUUUGAAAUGUCCUACUUUUCUCAGCCCGUUUAAAAAAAAAAAAAAAAAAAUAGUAAAAAAAAUGUAAAAA